AUGGCUUCUGAAGUCACCGAUGAAAAAUUAGAUGAGUGUUGUCUCACUGAAUAUCAUCCAUUGCCUGGAACUCCACGAGGGCAAAUUAUCAAAAUCGCCGACAUUACUACUUAUUAUGUUUCGGGAACAGACAAUGCAUCCAAAAACAAGGCAAUUGUCCUCUUAACUGAUAUAUUCGGUCUGUCAAAAAAUCCACGUAUUACUGCUGAUGAAUUAUCUGAAAAAAGUGGUUUCGAUGUCUAUAUACCGGAUCUAUUUAAUGGAGAUGGGAUUGCUCCAUCAUUUCGAGAAGGUACACCAGAAGUUCCUGGAGAAACGAUGUCUAUUGGUACUAGAAUUUCCUUUGCUGGAAAAUUUGUAACGACCCUUGCUCCCUGGUUAUUUCGUCAUCGGCAAGCUGUCACUCUUCCCAUUGUGGAUAAAUUCUUCAAAACUCUUCGUUCGGAAAAUGGAGUUACCAGAAUACAAGCAGUUGGUUAUUGUUUUGGUGGUCUCUAUGCAUUAUUAGCUGGCAGCAAGGAACAUCAUCUUGCAGAUGUUGUUGUUGGUUGUCAUGUCUCACUGACCAAUAGAACGAACUAUGAACAGUUGGAUGUACCUGUGGCAUUUGUUUGUGCACAAGAAGACUAUCAAUUUACGGAUGCUCUUCGAGCAGAAGCAGAACAAAUUCUCUCGCGUAAAUCAGAAAUACCCAGUAAGUUUCUAUUAACAGAAGGAACUGUUCAUGGAUUUGCAGUCCGACCCAAUCCUAACAAUCCAGUCCUUAUGAAAGCAUACAAACAAGCCAAUGAUUUCAUCGUAGAAUGGGCCAAAACUUAUCUUUAA
Molecule: messenger RNA, 825 nt
Organism: Rotaria sordida
Lineage: Eukaryota; Metazoa; Rotifera; Eurotatoria; Philodinida; Philodinidae
Source: the annotation of a GenBank genome assembly